ACUAGCUUGAAUCAACAUGACUUCGACGAGUUCCAGCGCUGCCUGCUCGCGCUCGCUUCAGUUCCAGCAGCCCAUAACAAUCGGACAGAAGUACUCGCAUGGAUCAGGAAGUAGUCGACACACUCACUACUAUCCGCCGCGCUCGCUGCGCCGACGAUCCUGCCUGCGCAAGGAGAGCGCUUUCACGUGUGGCGGUGCUUCACACGGCUCGCGCUUGGACGAGCUGUCCACGACCAAAAUGAUCACAGUGAGCUACUCGGCCGCACCCAAAAAGACGCUGUCGUUCGCCGAUCAGUGCGGCCAUCACCUCGUGCUGGAACGCGAAUACUACCCCGACGAUGCUCCUGUGUGCUACUCCGACGUGCCAGUUGAGGUCACCGUCGAACGUCAGAACCGCCGACGCAACAAUAGCUUUGACAUGUGGAUGGAAGAGACCAUGGCGCGCCAGCACCUGCUGUCCAUGUGCGUUGUCUCGCUGUUGGGCUGUGCGCUUCUCGGCCUUCGCCAAACCGCCAAGUAGGCAAUCAUUGACGCACUACCAGAUCACGUAUGUACCAGUAAUUAUUAUUCGUUCAUCGGUGCACUUUGCAUGAGCGACACCCUCUUAUUAUCGUAAUAAACACGUCAAACAAAUCAUC
This is a messenger RNA of Phytophthora nicotianae INRA-310, 638 nucleotides long. RefSeq lists its product as hypothetical. The coding region runs from base 17 to 520 and encodes 167 amino acids. The transcript has a single exon. The record is from RefSeq and is a predicted model, not a curated record. NCBI's taxonomy places the organism in Eukaryota, Oomycota, Peronosporomycetes, Peronosporales, Peronosporaceae.